CCCCUCUCCUCAAAACACGAGCAGACUCAGAGUGGACCCACUCCAACUUUGGAACAGAGAGCUCCAACGUCUUCGUCGUCUUUAUCGUCGAAACGGCCACCAGGUCGUCGCUGGGGGGCAAUGGUGAAGAAAGACGUAAUUUGCGCAAUUCUCGCCAAUGCGAAUCUUCCAGCUGGAAACUUGACUUCGCACAAGGAGCAAUGAGCUGAAUCUUCCUUGCGCCCUAAAGAAGUAGCCAGAAGGGCUUCAGCUACCCUUGUACAUCUGAUGUCUUCAAGAUUGUUGGGGCCUACACGUCAUAGUAAGCCCUGUCAGUUUUGACCCAGAAUGGAGCUCAAGGUCUGGGUGGAUGGAGUUCAAAGGGUAGUGUGUGGGGUUACUGAGGCGACCACCUGCCAGGAUGUGGUGAUUGCCCUGGCACAGGCUAUAGGUCGGACUGGAAGAUACACUCUGGUCGAAAAAUGGCGAGAAGCAGAGCGUCAUCUAGCCCCUCAUGAAAGCCCAGUUGCCUCUCUUAAUACGUGGGGUCAAUAUGCUGGUGACGUACAGCUGAUUUUGCUCCGCACAGGCCCUUCCCUGACUGAACGGUCUCCUUCAGGAGGGGCCCAUCUGAGGGGGCCUGAACGGGGCUUUCACAGACAGAGCCUCCCCCCACGUGCAAAACUUUACCAUCCCAAUGAUCACUCCCUCUCUCGCCGUGAACCUCGGCGCAAGUCUCUCACUUUUACUGGUGCAACCCGAGGUUUAAGGGAGAUACUGAGUGGGGGGCGGACAAGUGACAUUGAAGCCAAGAGGAGACUUCAACUAGGUAAUGGUUGGACUCCCCAUCAUGCAGGAGUAGCCAUUGGGAGUGCCUCCCAUGGCCGGUGGGCCUGUCGCAUGGAGGACCUGGCUCGACUGGUCAGCAUUCAGAGGGAAACACUCAGUGUGCUAGAGAAGAAGCUGGAGGUUUAUGAAGCUGAGCUAAAAGCCUGGGCUGAGGUGCGAGUGGGACGAGCUCCAGGUCGCAGCGGGGACGCCGGUGGGGGUCUGAUAGAGGAGAUAUUGAGACUGGAGAAGCAUCUGAGGACGACUGAGGUGGAGAUGGAGGAGGAGGAGUUUUGGACCACUGAGUUGCAGAUUGAGCUGGAGAGUGAGAGGCAGCUGGAGGAGAGGCUGGAGGAGCUGCGUGGUCGUCUGCAGGGCUGUGAAAAGGAGAUUGAGGAAAAACUGGCAAUGGUUCAGAGUGUAGAAACUGGUCUGGAGGAUAUGCGGUUGCAGAGAGAGCGUCAGGAAACGGAGUGGCUCAAUGAAGCGGAGGCUCGAGCUCAGGUGCUCCGAGUCAAAGCAGAGCUGAAAGCACAAGAGAGACAAGCUGUCCAAAUGGAGAGCAGCUGUAGAGCUGUGGACAGGUCACUGGGACAAAGCAGUCAGAAGCUAAAUGACAUGCAGCAUGAGCUGGAACAGCUAACCAAGGAGCUCAGGCAGGUUAAUUUGCAGCAGUUCAUCAAGCAAACUGGCACCAAGGUCACAGUGCUUCCGGCUGAACCUACUGAGGACGAAAGUUCAAGCGGCACUCAUGUAAUAGAUGUGGUUCCGCUAACCGGCUCCCUGAAGCGUCCCGUGUCCCUGCAGCCACUGUCCAGUCAUCUGCGGGUCUUAAAAAGUCCUCUCAGCUCCAGUCUGAACCCGGAGGGUAUUUAUGUUUGAGGCUCCACUGCACACAUGCGCUGCCUGAGACAAUAGCACAAUGGCUUCUUUCUCCUCAGAGCCUUUGUAGAGGUUACCUCUAUAACACAACUCAUAGACUGUGUUAUGAGGCAACCUUUAGCUAAGGAACAAGGGCGAUCUUUGAUGUGAAGGAUUUGUUGGCACACAAAGAAGGUCAGGUGAUAAGCAUGCUGUUAGAACUAGUCUCCAAACAUGGAUCAGACUGCCAUGGACUGGUUUUAAAACAACCUUUUUAAAUGUCAUUUUAAUCACUGGUAGGUUCUAAAUGUUUUAUACUGCUUUCUCGCUGGUACUAUAAUUCCAAACAAUGGCCUUUCUAGAAUGAAUGUGAAUGACAAUAUCCAUUGAGUAGUUAGGAUCAGUGAACACAUUUAUUCCACCUGAAGCCCGAAUGAUGUAAAAAAAAAAAAAAAAAAGAUAUACAAAAACGAUUGAAUAUGAUUCAGUUAACUGUAACUUGUUAAAACUACGCACAAAUGGGCUCAAUUUUAUGGAUAUGAUUUUUCUUUUUCAUCUAAAAUACGUCAUUAUUUCUUCAGCCAGUCAGACGGCGCAUUCCUCGUAUCCUAAAUGCAGUGGCCACAUUCCUGCAGAAAAUGUUCUUGUUGAAAUGGAAUCAAUUCACCUCUGGAAGGAUUUAUUUUGUUUUUCAUGUAAUGGAUUCUGAUUUUGUUGCCAAAGAUGAAAAGCCCUGAGUGCAUGAUUGGGAUGUUCUUAGCCAUAUACGUGCAGAGCACCGACAGUACAGUAGCAUGCUCCAGCUCUUUAAUGUACAGUUUGUGUGUUAAUGUUCGAUUGUAUCUCAGCUGCUAACCACAGCAAAGUGCCUUGAUGGGCAGUGAAUAAAGAUGGACUUAUUAAAGAGAUAAAUCUGCAAUGUAUGUACAGUAGUUGCAGUAGUGCCACAUGGCUGCACUAAUAGCAUGGCACCUGAAUAAAAUUAUUCUUUGCAAUAGUUAACAGGAAAUGUUUGGGAAUGGAUGUGACUGCAAGUUUUUUCCCCCACACUCACUGUAUUAUCCUCUUAUUUAUUUGCUGUAAAAUAUUCAGUAUUAUUAUGCAAACCCUUCCAACCUUAUUCAUUUACACAAGUAAUUGUUAGCAGUCUUCACAUCUGUCAAUUUGUACAAAAGACACAUCAUGGCCGUUAUAUAACUCACGUUAAUAUUCAAAUUAGGGUUUAUAAUUUGACUUGUUUUUUUACAUAAAAGAAUCAACAGAUAAAUUCGGAUAGCGUUCCACUUUACAGAACUUGUGUACAUUUUGUGUGAUGUGUGGUCACUGUUUACAAUGCUCUUGAGAUUUGCAAGAUGUCAAAUGUAGCUCAAUUUUUUGCUUAAUUCCUCCUUGACGGAUACAGUGUUUGGUUGUAACUGUUGUGAUAAGAAUGGUAUGAUUCAAUAAAAACCGUCUGA
This is a messenger RNA of Syngnathoides biaculeatus (alligator pipefish), 3125 nucleotides long. It is a transcript of the gene rassf8a, whose product is annotated as ras association domain-containing protein 8. The record is from RefSeq and is a predicted model, not a curated record. The coding region runs from base 328 to 1689 and encodes 453 amino acids. NCBI's taxonomy places the organism in Eukaryota, Metazoa, Chordata, Actinopteri, Syngnathiformes, Syngnathidae. The transcript has 6 exons. Gene Ontology annotation, biological process: signal transduction.